Molecule: messenger RNA, 1646 nt
Organism: Bacillus rossius redtenbacheri
Lineage: Eukaryota; Metazoa; Arthropoda; Insecta; Phasmatodea; Bacillidae
Gene: eIF4A
Product: eukaryotic initiation factor 4A-I
Exons: 11
Coding region: 262-1530 (422 amino acids)
Molecular function (GO): RNA binding; RNA helicase activity; ATP binding
Source: RefSeq, a predicted model, not a curated record
AGUUUCAUAUUCUAUGAGAAAAAGUUCGGUCAAAUGUGAAGAUAUUCCUCCGCAAGAUUUAAUCCUUUGGUUUCUUAACAAGCAUCUUGCGUGUGGAUUUAUUUUGGUGUUAAAUUUGGAGCGUUUAGUACUUAAAAUCAAUUUUUAAAAUUAAUCAAUAGGGAAAAAAAUUUACUUUGAUAUGUAUUUAGUUGCGUAGUAAUACGCCUCGAGUGAAGUAAUUGGAACUUGCCUUUCUGUCGCUCUAAUUGCGAGUGUAACAUGUCGUAUACCUCUGAGAGAAGAAAUGAUGAAUGGUCGGGAGGUGAAUCGAAGAAUGGCCCCAGCGAGAAGGAGCAGUCGUACGAUGGACCCCCGGGAAUGGAGCCGGACGGCAUCAUCGAGUCGAACUGGGAGGAGGUGGUGGACAACUUCGAUGACAUGCACCUGAAGGAGGAGCUGCUGCGUGGCAUCUACGCGUAUGGGUUUGAGAAGCCGUCCGCCAUCCAGCAGCGCGCCAUCAUGCCGUGCGUGAAGGGCCACGACGUGAUCGCCCAGGCCCAGUCCGGUACUGGCAAGACUGCAACGUUCUCCAUAUCCAUCCUGCAGCUGAUAGACACGAACAUCCACGACUGCCAGGCGCUGAUCCUCGCUCCCACGAGGGAGCUGGCUCAGCAGAUCCAGAAGGUGGUGAUCGCGCUGGGGGACUUCAUGAACGCGCAGUGCCACGCCUGUAUCGGCGGCACCAACGUGCGCGAGGACAUGCGCAAGCUGGAGAUGGGCGUGCACGUGGUGGUGGGCACGCCCGGCCGCGUCUACGACAUGAUCAACCGCCGUGCGCUCAGGACGGACCAUAUAAAGCUGUUUGUGCUGGACGAAGCUGAUGAGAUGCUGUCCCGAGGCUUCAAGGACCAGAUACACGAUGUCUUCAGGACACUCAGUCUGGAAGUACAGGUGAUCCUGCUGUCUGCCACCAUGCCGUCUGAUGUGCUGGAGGUGACGUCCCUCUUCAUGCGCAACCCCAUCCGUAUCCUGGUCAAGAAGGAGGAGCUCACGCUAGAAGGUAUCAAGCAGUUCUUCAUCUUCGUGGAGCGGGAGGACUGGAAGUUCGACACGCUGUGCGACCUGUACGAGACCCUGAGCAUCACCCAGGCCGUCAUCUUCUGCAACACUCGCCGCAAGGUGGACUGGCUCACCGAGAACAUGCACAGCCGCGACUUCACCGUGUCGGCCAUGCACGGAGACAUGGAGCAGCGUGAGCGAGACGUCAUCAUGCGUCAGUUCCGGACGGGAUCCAGCCGAGUGCUGAUUACUACUGACCUUCUGGCUCGAGGGAUUGAUGUGCAGCAAGUUUCGUUGGUCAUCAAUUAUGAUCUUCCAUCUAACAGAGAAAACUACAUCCACAGGAUUGGACGAGGUGGCCGUUUCGGCAGGAAAGGUGUUGCGAUUAACUUCGUCACGGAGGACGACAAGCGGACGCUGAAGGACAUUGAACAGUUCUACAAUACCCACAUUGACGAGAUGCCUCUGAAUGUGGCUGAUCUAAUUUAAUGUCUGUAGCGCUAUCCUGUGUUGCCGCGAGUUCUGAUGGUGGAUUUUUGGCAAGACCACUGAAAGGAAGAUAUAUUUGGAAAUAAAGAUCAAAAUUUCCUAAUUGGAGUUAAACA